UAUCAUGAGAAAAGCGGCCACACAACCAGAGCGCACAGACCGACGCACCGACCGACCUCAGCCCGCCUCCCUGCGCCCCGCUCUGGGAUGCUUUUAGCGCAGAGACGCUUCCACUCAGGGCAGCCAGUGGACGUCGACGCACAUCAUCUACACUCCUUUCGUUGUUGUUUUUAACCGAGGAUCUUUCACCACCACCCCCCGCAGCCCCUUCUUUUAUUUUAAGUGUUUGUUUCUUCAUGACUGCUGCUUUGGGAAGCGAGCCUCAGCACCAGCUCCAGCAACGCCGACACGAUGCGAGCCCAAAUCGAAGUUAUACCAUGCAAAAUCUGCGGAGACAAAUCAUCAGGAAUCCACUAUGGCGUCAUUACAUGUGAGGGAUGUAAGGGUUUCUUCAGACGUAGUCAGCAGAACAACGCCUCCUACUCCUGCCCCCGCCAGAGGAACUGCCUCAUCGACAGAACAAACCGCAACCGUUGCCAACACUGCCGCCUGCAGAAAUGUCUUGCCCUAGGAAUGUCCAGAGAUGCGGUCAAGUUUGGCCGCAUGUCCAAGAAGCAGCGUGACAGCCUGUAUGCAGAGGUCCAGAAGCACCAGGCACGGCUGCAGGAGCAGCGGCAACAGCAGACAGGCGAAGCAGAAGCUCUGGCACGCGUUUACUCAUCCAGCCUAACCAACGGACUUUCCACCCUUAACCAUGAAAUUGGGGGCACCUAUGCCAAUGGUCACGUCAUUGAGCUACCCAAAGGUGGCCAUGGUAAUGGAGCAGGAGUCCCCGGAGGUUACUAUGGGAUGGAUUCCACCCAGCCGUCUCCAGACCAGUCAGGUUUGGACAUGUCGGGCAUGAAGCACAUUAAGCAGGAGCCAGUGUACGACCUGACGCCAGUACCCAACCUGUUCAGCUACGGAGGCUACCAGGAGACUCAGCUUGGGCCCAAUAAUGUCAGCAUGGGAGAGCUGGACCGUAUUGCUCAAAAUAUCAUCAAGUCCCACUUGGAGACAUGUCAGUACACAACAGAGGAGCUGCAGCAGCUAGCCUGGCAGACACAUUCCUAUGAAGAGGUCAAGAUGUACCAGAGCAAGCCCCGUGACGUGCUGUGGCAGCAGUGUGCCAUCCAGAUCACCCAUGCGAUCCAGUACGUGGUGGAGUUUGCCAAGCGCAUCUCAGGGUUUAUGGAACUGUGCCAGAAUGACCAGAUCCUUCUUCUAAAGUCAGGUUGUUUGGAGGUAGUCUUGGUGCGGAUGUGCAGGGCAUUCAACCCUCUCAACAACACAGUACUCUUUGAAGGGAAGUAUGGAGGCAUGCAGAUGUUCAAAGCCCUAGGUUGCGAUGACUUAGUGAGUGCAGUGUUUGACUUUGCGAAGAGUAUGUGCUCACUGCAGCUAACAGAGGAGGAGAUUGCACUGUUCUCAGCAGCUGUACUAAUUUCCACAGAUCGACCGUGGCUGAUGGAGCCUCGGAAAGUUCAAAAGCUCCAGGAGAAGAUCUACUUUGCUCUGCAGCACAUUAUGCAGAAGAACCACAUGGAUGAAGAUGCACUGGCCAAGCUGAUCAGCCGAAUCCCAACGUUGUCAGCCCUGUGCACACUCCACACUGAAGAGCUUCAGGCCUUCCAGCAACUCCACCCAGAAACAGUCAAUGUCCUGUUUCCUCCACUCUACAAAGAACUCUUCAACCCUGACCCAAACUCUGCCAUGGCCAUGCCCAAGUGACUGCCUGUGGUCCACAUGCAACAAAUGACGCCAGCAGAGGACCAAGAAAGUAAGACAGCCGCAUCCAACGAGACGAAAGCAGCUAUGUCGACUACGUCAUCAUCGUGGCAACCACAUAUUUCCGAGCCCCCCCAGGCACAUUUCAAGCUGGUGGGUGAGGAGUCAUCUGCUAGCAGCUUAGAGUUACCGCCAACAAUACUAGGAAUGUCCAGCACUUAUCCCAUUCUGUUCACCGAUACAGUCUGAAGAAUGUAUAUAUAAAUGAAACGUGCCCUGGGCCACAACCUGAGCGGGGCUUCCACCUUUCUCCUGAACUGAACUGACUGACCAGUAAUGUACAGACUUUAAAAUAUCUAGGAACAAUUUUAAGCUGUCAAUCUUUAAACAAAAAAAAAAAAGAAAUUGGUAAGUUAAAAUGAUUUAACUUUGAAAAAAUCAUUUGAAUUAUUUUCCAUGUGAAGACAUCGUGAAGAUGGAGAAGCUGGAUGGGGGAGGGAACUGUGGAUUUAGAGAAGCUAUUGUAGAUAUUCUUCUAGUGGAGAGCGGAUUCCAGUAUUACUUCUUGUUCUGUUAAAAUAAGUUAGUCUUAAUUUAAAUAUACAGCAGUCCACUGUGGCUGACUAUACCGUGUCUACGUGUUUUUAUUUUAUUUGAUAGUUUCUUGUGUACAGAAUUUGUAAAGUUGAGACUUGUAAAACAACACUGGCUAAAAACCGGGAUUCAAUUUGGGUUUGUUGAUAUAUAGAAGCCUUGUCUGGAUUUUGUUCAUAUGUAAAGAAGGUACUACAUCCUUCUGAACCUAUAGUAAUGUAAAGAGAGCAUAUGAAGGAUUUAAAAAGAAAAUAAUGGCUACUGCUACUUUUCAAGCUGGAGAUAUAUACAGAAAUAUUCUAUUUUGCAAGAAAAAGAAUCUGGCAGAUUUGCCAUCUUAUCAAUCGUUUAUUUCUCGCUGCAAUAAUUACGUCCAAUAAAAGCUGGACUGCUUUCGAACAAUCAGCCACGAACAGCUAAUCGAAGACUAGGACCUUGCAAUGAACCCUGAAUCUCUUCCCAAAUUCCCCAUGUACCCAGACCUUUAUCUCUCAUGUAUUAGGACCUGUCCGUAAAAUUCUGGCAGAUAUAAGUGGAUAGAAAUCACGGUGAAGGCGUGUAUAGCUAUCCACCAAAAUAAAGGCAACAAAAAAUGAAACAAACCUGAAUUGGAUUCACAAAUUUCCAGUCACUCAAACCUGUAUGAGUGCUGUAUGCCUCAUCCCUACAAUCACUAUUUGCACAAUCAUUACAGUCCAUGGGUGACAAAGACCCUGUGGGCUGUGAAUAUGUAGGACCCUUUGUCUAAAGAGCAAUAAUUUUCACACUGCCUUUCUGAUCUUUUUCCUUUCCUCCUCUUCCUGCUUUCAGUUGUUCAGAUCAAGGUAGCUGUUUUAACUAAAAUGCACUAUAUUUCACUUAAUGGUUAUGCCUAACAGUCAUUUCCAUGGGCGGUACUCAUUCCACCACCACAGACUCUGCAGUGUUUUCAGUGUUUUCAGUACAGAUUGCACUGACUUAGAGUUAUAAAUUAAUCCAGAAUAGCCUCCAAUCAUCUAAACACCAUUUAAAGCUGCAAUAUGGCAUUAACAAUUUGAAAAAAGGAAAGUGUGAUAGACAAUCAAUUUUUGCUUUUUAUGUAGUCAUUCCAUAAUUCUUAGCACUUACAUUUUGUAUUGGUUUCUAUGUUUUGUUGUUUUGGCCACUUUUAAAAAAUCACACUGGCUCCACUGGGUAUUUAUCCAGGCAUGUUGUUAUUGGUCUUUUCUGGUGAAGGAAUAAUUUGAAAACUCAUUGCGUAGACAUGUUUCAGUGGUUUCUGCACACUAGAACUAGAAGAUGCUCUGUGAAUCUCUCCUGUAAAGCUAUAAGUGCUGUGAAAUCUCAGCAGCGAAGCUAAAGAGCUCCCUUUCAAAAUGAGCCCAAAAAAGAGACACUUGACAGAACAUUAGCACAGAAUUAAUCAGCUGAUGAUACUUUCAUUACCUGAAUACAUGUUGGACUGACUAGCGACUAAAAAUCGCACUUUUACCUCAGUUUUGAAUGCUAUGAAUAAUGGACUCUGAUCUAGUGUUAUUUAGGCAAUUUUAAAACAUUAAGGUUUUCUGAUUUUUGCAAAUGCACAGCAGACAAAUCUUUGACUUUACAUCAAAGUUAUAUACCCCUUGAGCCCACUGGUACGCCUAACAUUUAUUAUCCUUCCAUCAUUUUUUUUUCCAUGUGGAGAACAACCACGAGGGAGCAAGUACCAAUGUUAACGUGAGAAAAUCAGCUUAUACUGAUCUGUUCCACACUGCAUCUAUUUAAAGGUUCCCCCAAAGUCCAGCAUCUUUCCUCCGACCCCUGACCCGACCACAGAUCAGAGGCCAGUGACUCUUUAAAAGACAAUCACUUGCUCAUUAAGGCUUGAUGCACUACAAAGCAUCUCUCAGGGAGCAGCUCUUUUUCAGAUUUUGCAUUAAGAGGGUUUAAUAUUUUUGCAAAUUUACAAAAAAAAGAAUAAUUAUAAAAGAAUAACUUUUUAGGAUUAAAAAAAGGCAUACGCCACCAGUGUAUGCCAGCAAUGAAAUCUGCCCAGACAAGGCUUUGACAGAUGUAUGUCUGUGUGUAUGUGUGUGUACAGAGCAUGAAUUCACUGUCCAAAUAUCUUUAGACUCCAGAUUAUAUAGCAAAAAUCAUAAUAACAUAGCACUAAAAAAAACAACUUGUAUGUCAGUGUGCUCUUUUCACCACUGUACGCUCAUGUUUACUGAUUCUUUUUGCUGCUUUUGGGACAGUGAGGGAAGUCCAUUAGUAAGCUGUGACACAAGCGCCAUCACAACACCGCAGGGACAGUGAAUUCCAACUCUGACUAUGAAGUUUUUGUGUGUGACGUUUUUAUUAUCCCUUGUUAGACUGUGAAUCAGAGGGCUGGGAUGGGGCUGUAAGGGGAGGUGGGGUGGGGAUGUGCCGGCAAGAACGAGUGGCAACGCAACACUGUAAGUAAGAUACUGUAGCAAUAAGAACUGGAGGCAUUUACUACUGUCAUGUUUGCAUUGUAAGAUUAUUUUUUAUUUUAUUACUAUUUACUAUUAUUAUUGUUCUUAUUAUGACUACUAUUCUUCUAUUACUAUUAGCCUAUUGUUGUUCUGUUCUAUUUGCAUGAUGUUUCAGAGCAAUGAAACAUUUGGGGCUUAUUGUGUUUUCUCUUCUCAUGAUAAUGUGGGUUUCGUGGGAGAGGUUUUUUUGUUUUGGUUUGGUUUUUUUGGCAGGGUGGGGAAUGGGUUGUGGGCAAAUUCCACAUCAAUUUAGUCGGUUCCAAGCAAUUUUUUUCACAUACUGAAAGGAUUUUUAAAUAAAUGCUCUAAUUUAUACGUGACCAAUUAUAAUUUGUUGCUGGAUUUAAAAUGUUUUGGGGGUUUUUUUGUUCUCAACCUCUGAAUGUGUGCGUUGAACGGCCCUUUCUGAACUGGCCUUACUGAAUCGGAUAACCCUUGAACCUGCUGUGGGAGAAUAAUCGAUUCUGAAUGUUAUGGAGUAGUCUGUUCAGUGUGAGGGGCUGAACGCAUCAUGCGCCUUUACCACUCCAUCAACACAGAAUGACAUCACGGAGCGCACAAACGAGCAGUCGUCGGCUCUGCGACGUAACUCGGACAAAUUGCGCAGACAAUUUUUUUAAAACAUGCUUAGUUUGAAACACGUUUCCUACGCUUAGUCGAACACAAUCCAGACCUUCUUCUCCCUUUCCUGAGAAAAACCCAUGUGCGCGUGAAUGUGUGCGUGUGAGGAAGAAAACGAGAUGUGAGAUGAUGUUCUGCUCUACCAAUGCUUUGUAAACUUUCUUGAUGCAUUACACAUUUGUGCAAUUGGAGUAGUGUUAAAAAUUUGUUAAUUUAUUGUUUAGAAUGUCUUUGCAUCCCAGCAAGAGCAAAUAAAACAAAAUGUAGCAAUCUGUAACCAAAACCUAAAAGGUACUUAGGCUACAGAACUUCUUUUACACAGGACUAACAAAACAACAACAACAAGGACAAAAAUAGAAAAAAAUACAAAAAAAGAGACAUUUGUUUGUUUUCAAAGUGCCAUAGCUAGUGAGGAGUGGAAGGAUUGGCAGAGUGGGGCGUAGAUGCUUUACGGUGUGAGUUUACUUGAGAAACCAAUCAAAAAAGGGGAACUCUGAGGAAAAACCUGUAUGUGAUUACACUGACGAACCGUUUUUACAUUUUAUGCUUUUUCAUUUGGUGAGGACUUUGCUUGACUCUGAACUCUGACUCUGCUGUAAAUCCACGAGCUCUACUGUCCAACACUACAUUUUCAGACGAGAACAAAAGAGUGACCAUGCGUGUGUAAAAGCAUGCAUCUGCAAUAAAGUGAGUCACGCCCAUAAACGAUGGAUCAGAGUGGGUCGAAGUUCAGAGCCACGCAGGGGCCUUAGUGAGUUCUCCUUUGAGAUGUACAUACAAUGUGAAGGUCUGAAGUGAUUUUUUUUGUUAAAUUCUAUAUUUUAUCGCUUUUGUAGACAUUUUGUUGUGGGAAGAAAAAAAAAUAAAAAGAAAUUUUAUG
Oreochromis aureus is the source of this 6279-nucleotide messenger RNA. It is a transcript of the gene rorb, whose product is annotated as RAR-related orphan receptor B. Gene Ontology annotation, cellular component: nucleus. Gene Ontology annotation, biological process: regulation of transcription by RNA polymerase II. The record is from RefSeq and is a predicted model, not a curated record. The transcript is spliced from 10 exons. NCBI's taxonomy places the organism in Eukaryota, Metazoa, Chordata, Actinopteri, Cichliformes, Cichlidae. The coding region runs from base 292 to 1710 and encodes 472 amino acids. Gene Ontology annotation, molecular function: RNA polymerase II cis-regulatory region sequence-specific DNA binding; nuclear receptor activity; zinc ion binding.